CUGAGGUUAAGAGCAGACGAGCGAUAGCAAAUGGCGCACUGCAGCUUGCUUCAGAUGCAACUCCUGUAAAAGCAUACUCGUCCGGAUCUUAACACCACGAUGUUCUUAGAACUUAAUACGUUUCUUGACUUUGACAACAAGGUGCUACCGAGGCGGUUUGUCGUCAUCUCCAGCGACGACAUGGUGGAGCACGCGUUCGUGCUCAAUCACAUGCUCAUGUUGUACCUGAAGACCGGCCGCAGAGUGUUCCAACUCAAUUUCGUCAACGACGACGCUUUCUUCGCUAGCGUGUGUCAAAAGUUGGGCAUCAACCUGAAAACUUACGCCGCUAAGAACGCCUUCUACAGCUUCAGCUGUCUCAAGGUCCUGAAAGACCUCGUCAAAACUUCCUUCUCCGACAGCUCGCACCCGUUCGCCUUCCUGACUGCACCGGCGUCCGAGCACGGCGACGACAGACUGUCCGUGCUGCGGUGCCAAAUUUUAGAUGCGCUGCGGCGCUUCGUCGGCGACGACGCGACGAAAGGCGAAGUCCUCGUCCUGGUAGACGACGUCUCGAGCGUGCUAAACUUUGGCCUCGGGUACCGGGAAAUCGCGGGCCUGAUCCACUCGCUCAGAGUCGAACCUCUCGUUUGUGAGCGUGGCACGGUGGUCACGGGCACGAAAUUCUGCGCCCGCGAGGACGACGCGGACUGUCACCGGCUCUGCACGUACCUGUCCCACCUCGCCGACGCCACGAUUGACGUGCGGGGUCUCUCCACGGGACACAGCAGAGACAUCACGGGACAGAUUUCGAUGACAAGAACGAGCAAUACGCAGCUGCCAACGACAAAGAAAAUGCAUUUCCGGCUCGAGGACAGAGGUGUCAAGCUCUUCCCUGUUGGCCUUAACAAGUUGCCAUCGCACGUCUAGAGGUCACUGUCCACACCACCAAGCACUUGGGGCCAACAAUAUUUAUUGAUACUAUUACUACGAAAUAAAUACAUAGAAUGUUGAACAAAA
Molecule: messenger RNA, 999 nt
Organism: Dermacentor andersoni
Lineage: Eukaryota; Metazoa; Arthropoda; Arachnida; Ixodida; Ixodidae
Product: elongator complex protein 6-like
Biological process (GO): tRNA wobble uridine modification
Cellular component (GO): elongator holoenzyme complex
Source: RefSeq, a predicted model, not a curated record